UGCUGUUUCAAUACAUCUAUUAUACUCUAUUCGUUAUCGUGUAACAUUUGUUGCUAACUUAUGCAUAACAAUAAAACUUCGUUCUUUAAGAGCAUUUACUAUUUUGAUCGAUCACUAUAUAAAGCAGUCUCAUCUUGGUACUGCUAGCAAAAUUCAGGGAAAUAAGAUGUGUGCUGCAUUUCAUUUCCUGCUGUUCAGCUGUGUUUUGGGUGUCCUGGUGUCAGAUGUCAUCUCUGCCGGAAUCCAAGAUGGCUACGUACUAAAUGACCAGGGUAAACCAGUAAAAAUAGCCUCAAAUUCACUCGAAAGUUUGAGUGGUGUAAGUGAAGCCGAACUACCAAAUCGUGUCUUCUUUUAUCUGUACACGAGAUCUACAUGGACUAAUGGUGAGAAAUUGAUUCUUGGCGAUGCAAACAGCGUGGGACGCAGCCAUUUUAGUGCAAGAAGACCGACUAGGUUUGUGAUCCAUGGAUGGCAAAAUUCUGGUCAAAGCAAAACUUGCACUUCAAUCCGCGAUGCAUUCCUGCAAAAUGGAGAUUAUAACGUUAUCGUAGUGGACUGGGGAAGCAUAACGAAAUUCGAAUACGUCUGGACGAGUAAUCAGGUUGUAAAAGUUGGCCAAUUUGUCGCUCGCAUGAUCGAUUUUCUUACUACACAAGGAUUGGAUGUAUCUAAAACGAUCGUGGUUGGCCACUCUCUUGGUGCUCAUGUUGCUGGACUUUCAUCUUACUAUGCACAUAAAAAAGUGGCCAGUGUUGUUGCUAUGGAUCCAGCUGGUCCCAACUUCCAUGGAACUGGACCAGGCCAGUCUCUUCAUAAAGGAGACGCAUCUUACGUUCAAGUAAUCCACACAAGCAAUAUGGUGGGUAUGGGUAGCUCGAUGGGUGAUGCUGACUUUUACCCGAACGGUGGCUCCGGACAAAGUGGCUGCGGAGCUGACUUAGGCGAAUCUUGUUCCCACUCACGCUCCCACGAAUUCUAUGCCGAAUCCAUAAAUAGCAAUCGUUUCGUGGGUCGCGCAUGCAACAGUUACGAUAAUUUCAAAAGUGGCAGAUGUAAUUCUAACGCAGCUGCUAUUAUGGGUGGUGCUACACCGAACUCCAGAAUCAGGGGUACAUACUACUUGAGUACUAACUCGAAAUCUCCGUACGCCAGAGGUUAAUUGAUUGAUCCUUGAACUUUAACUCAACAUGAGAAUUGUUUCAAAUUGAUAGAAGUUUUUGACUAGAUUUGGAAUUAAUAAUGUAAUCGGUAUAUAAUAAAAUAUUGAACAAAAUUUGAAUAAAUUUUUAACAUGUUAUUUUUUGAACAUUGGUCUCAUACAAUAAA
Megachile rotundata (alfalfa leafcutting bee) is the source of this 1329-nucleotide messenger RNA. RefSeq lists its product as uncharacterized. Gene Ontology annotation, molecular function: serine hydrolase activity; lipase activity. The record is from RefSeq and is a predicted model, not a curated record. Lineage: Eukaryota; Metazoa; Arthropoda; Insecta; Hymenoptera; Megachilidae. Gene Ontology annotation, biological process: lipid catabolic process.